CUUUUGUAUGUUGGUUGAUAGGUAGGUAGUUCGAUUGUGUGUGUGUGUGUGUGUGCGUAUAAGUGAGUUUGAUCUAGAAUUUUUAUCAAUAUAUAUACUACACAUAUAACAAAUAAGUGAUCCAGUUAUGAAAAUUUAACCGAAUUCAUACAACGUUUCGUAUCAUCGACGCAUCUAUCAUCAUACAUAGAAGAUGAUAUUUGUAAUUGGUCCGUAAAACUGAUUCAAUUCACUUCACAUUGAUUUGAAUGAUUGAUUUUGAAUGAUAAAUAUCUCUCCUCUUACAAUUUUCAAUUCUCAUUAAUUUAUGUCAUCCAAAAAUACAAAUACAAAUAAUAAUAAUAAUAAUAAUAAUUCAUCUAAACAAGUAAACAAACAUCAAACUACAAAAAAUAAACAUACAAAGACCCAAAUCACUACCAAAACAGAAGUGAAGCAACCUUCACAUCCGUUAGUGAGUCUAAAAGACGCUGAAAAUGCCAGAUAUAUUUGGUUAACAAGAAAAACACAACGAAGUACACCAGUUUUAAACCAAGAACGACAAUAUGGUCGAGUCAAUUUGAUUUCCACACAUCGAGGAGAAUCUCCACCUAGGAGGGGUAAAAGUGAAACUUCAAGCGCCAGAGCAGAACAUAGAGGAGGAUUAUUUAAUGUACAUAUGAAUAAUAGAACUAAAGCACCAUAUUACAUUAUACAUCCUGAAUGGUUAAGUGAGACGAUAACAAUACGACAACUUGGCUUAUCACCUAGACCAACUCCAUUGCCAAUAACCAAUGGUCUAAACGAUUACCAAACGAAAAAACGCAGUCAUACAACAAAUUCCCUUUGCCCAGAAUCACCAAGUAAAAAUAUGUAUACAGAUUCGUUGAGUUUAGGACAAUCAUCUUUCUAUCGUUGUAGAAGUUUACCACCGAAAUCAAUAAACCCAAUAACAUGGGAUUAUUAAGAAAAUAAUUUUUUUUUUAAGAACAAUGAAAUAAUAAUUAUAGACAUUAUUUUAU
Messenger RNA from Schistosoma turkestanicum, 1001 nucleotides. The record is from the annotation of a GenBank genome assembly. NCBI's taxonomy places the organism in Eukaryota, Metazoa, Platyhelminthes, Trematoda, Strigeidida, Schistosomatidae.